CCUCAGCCCUUGUCGCCCAUUGCCAUCCCCCGCUGUGAUAUAUCCGUGCCUGAUUCACUAUAAAAGUUGGACAAAGCGAGGUGAAUCUCAAGAGGCCCAAGGCUCCCACACGCUAGGGCGUUUCGGGAAAAGCGCGAUUCUCUUCCACCAAAGCUGCUCCUCCCACCAACGCCAUAUCUACCUGCCUAGGCUACUUCACCAACUCCUCCGUCACCAUCCCACACCCAUCCCCACCAACCAACCAACCAACCCAACUCAACCCACCACAUCCUCCAAUUCUCUCUCUUAUUAAUCUCCGCUCCGUCUCCUCCAUCUUCCACCUCUCACUCGAUACAUAAUCCAAAUACUCAAGCAAGAUGUCCACCGAGAAAGCAUCCACCAUUACCCUCACCUCCAACGAUGGCGUCUCCAUUGAGGUUGAUCGCCAGGUUGCUGAGCGCUCCAUGCUGAUCAAGAACAUGAUGGAGGAUCUUGGAGAGGGCGCCACUGCUACCGCCGUUCCUAUCCCGAACGUCAACGAGUCUGUCUUGAAGAAGGUUAUUGAGUGGUGCGAGCAUCACAAGAACGACCCCCAACCCGCCCAGGACGACGAUUCCGACUCGCGCAAGAAGACGACCGACAUUGAGGAGUGGGACCAGAAGUUCAUGCAGGUCGAUCAGGAGAUGCUUUUUGAGAUCAUCUUGGCCUCCAACUACCUCGACAUCAAGCCCCUCCUUGACGUUGGCUGCAAGACCGUUGCGAACAUGAUCAAGGGCAAGUCCCCCGAGGAGAUCCGCAAGACGUUCAACAUCACGAACGACUUCACCCCCGAGGAGGAGGAGCAGAUCCGCCGUGAGAAUGAGUGGGCCGAGGAUCGUUGAGGUGCUGAAGUGGAAGUCAUCUGAGUCAUCUUAUGACGCGGGGAGACAUUCGCGCGGCAUCGAU
Amorphotheca resinae ATCC 22711 is the source of this 924-nucleotide messenger RNA. RefSeq lists its product as hypothetical. The coding region runs from base 357 to 860 and encodes 167 amino acids. The record is from RefSeq and is a predicted model, not a curated record. Lineage: Eukaryota; Fungi; Ascomycota; Leotiomycetes; Helotiales; Amorphothecaceae. Gene Ontology annotation, molecular function: cullin family protein binding. The transcript has 4 exons. Gene Ontology annotation, cellular component: nucleus; cytoplasm. Gene Ontology annotation, biological process: mitotic cell cycle; SCF-dependent proteasomal ubiquitin-dependent protein catabolic process.